AUGGCCGCCCAAACAGUCUCAAUAUGUAAAUUCGUCGGAACAAUCACCCUAGGAAUCGCAACUGGCGUCUCAGCAACCGUCUCGACCAUCGCCCUCCCCUCCCUCCUCGCCCUCCCCACCGCCAUAAACGCCCGCACCUCCCUCAUCUACCUCUCCAACAAAUCCACAAACCUAUCCUCCUACCUCAGACACAUAACUACCUUCACCCUCUUCUCCGCAUACUGUCUCUCGCCCGCCCGCUUCCGCCACCCGUACCUGCUUUACACAUCUAUCUUUGCGUUUGUGUCUGGACCCGGUGUCGACUAUGCGGUUGGUCUGACUGAGGGCGGGAAUGAGAAGAGGCAGGUUAUGGAGUUGGAGGCGCAGGGCGAUGAGGUGAAUGGCGAGCAGGUGCGCUUGGCGGUGGAGCGGAAGCAGGUGGUUGAGUGGGUUAAGACGGGGUUGGCGGGUGUGGCGUUUGCGAUGCAGGUUGUUGGGCUGUGGGGGGAUGGCGCGUAG
Messenger RNA from Alternaria ventricosa, 498 nucleotides. RefSeq lists its product as uncharacterized. The coding region runs from base 1 to 498 and encodes 165 amino acids. The record is from RefSeq and is a predicted model, not a curated record. The transcript has 2 exons. Lineage: Eukaryota; Fungi; Ascomycota; Dothideomycetes; Pleosporales; Pleosporaceae. Gene Ontology annotation, biological process: autophagy of mitochondrion. Gene Ontology annotation, cellular component: mitochondrion.